Molecule: messenger RNA, 483 nt
Organism: Triticum turgidum subsp. durum (durum wheat)
Lineage: Eukaryota; Viridiplantae; Streptophyta; Magnoliopsida; Poales; Poaceae
Source: the annotation of a GenBank genome assembly
AUGGAGAUGGAGAUGGAGAUGGAGAUGGAUGGGAAGAGCAACGGCGUAACCAAGGUGGCGAAGGAGGACCCUUCCCUUUCACAGGCCAUGGGUCUCAUGGAGGGGAACAACAACAGCAACGGCAGCGAGACCAAGGAAGGGGGCGAUAAUCGGCUGGAUGGAGAGGGCGUUAUUGUCAAGAAGCAGAAUGUUGCCAUGGCCAUGGGAACGGAGUUCUUGGACUGCCCUAUCUGCUCCGCCCCCCUCAGCCCUCCAACUUUCCAGUGUGCACUGGGGCAUUUCGUGUGCCUGAACUGUCGCGAUAAGCUCCUGGAGACAAAGGCGAACAAGGUUUGGGGCGUGUGCUCCAGGGACGUCUCGACCCGCUGCCACGACAUGAAGCGUGUCGUCGACUCCAUCAUCGUGCCAUGCUCAUAUGCCGUGCAUGGGUGCGGCGACACAAUCGCCUACCACAAGAAGAGGACGCACGAGGAGGUGUGCUAG